This is a messenger RNA of Sinocyclocheilus rhinocerous, 5286 nucleotides long. RefSeq names its product leucine-rich repeat serine/threonine-protein kinase 1. Gene Ontology annotation, molecular function: ATP binding; protein binding; protein kinase activity. Lineage: Eukaryota; Metazoa; Chordata; Actinopteri; Cypriniformes; Cyprinidae. The record is from RefSeq and is a predicted model, not a curated record. Gene Ontology annotation, biological process: protein phosphorylation. The coding region runs from base 1 to 4662 and encodes 1553 amino acids. The transcript is spliced from 29 exons.
AUGUAUAGAUUUGAGGAUUGUUUAAUCAUCACAUCUUUACCGUCUGUGGUGCCCUGGGGUCUGAUUCAUCUGCGCUCGCUCAACCUGUGCCACAAUCAGCUGCGAGAGCUGCCCACCCCGACCUCAUCGCAGGAGAUCAUCUGCAGCCGAUUAUGGCAUGUGAAUGUCUCUGAGAAUGAGCUGGAGUGUCUUCCUCUCGGUCUGCUUCAUCUCGGCCAGUUGAAGAGGAUUUCUGCAGCCAGAAACAAACUCAUCAGCCUCUUCAACAUCCCCAACGGCACGAACUGGAUCGGCCUGCGUAAGCUGCAGGAGCUGGAUGUGUCCGACAACGGCCUGCCGGAGCUGCCCUCCUCCGUCCUGCACUGUCUGAAGGCCCUCAGCUCUCUGAACAUCAGCAGAAACAAGCUCAGCAGCUUCCCCGACCCCUGGGCCUGUCCUCUGAAAAUCUGCAAAGCUUCAAACAACCAGAUUGAGUUUCUUCCUGACACCAUCUCCAUCUUCUGGAAGACUCAUCUGAGGGAGGUGGACAUCUCCGAGAACGUCCUGAAGGAGCUGCCCUCGUACAUAUUUGAGCUGGAGGCCAUCGUCUCUCUGAAGUUGUGUGGGAACCAAAUCUCCACUCUGCCCGCUCCAAACAAAUGGAAAUGCUCUUGUCUGCGAACUCUAGACCUGUCCAGAAACCAACUGGGGAAGACGGGAGAGCCGACCAAAACCAGGAAGCUGGCCUUCUUCACUACGUGGCACAGACGGGACCCAGAGCCAGUUUGUCCCAUUCAGUUUCCUGUAAUCUUGCGGGAUUCUCUGGAAGUUCUCUUCUUGAAUGACAACCAGCUGGAGUGUGUGCCGCCGUCAGUGUGUGCCAUCAAGAACCUCUCCGAACUCUAUCUGUCCAAUAAUCCAGGUAUCCAGGAGCUUCCUAUUGAGCUCGGGCAGCUCUCCAACCUCUGGCAGCUGGACAUCGAAGACUUGAACAUCACCAACAUCCUCGCAGACGUCAGGAAAGAUGGUCCGGCUGCGGUUCUGGCGUAUCUGCGAGCGGAGCUGCGAGGAGCAGAGCCCUGCAGACUGCUGAAGCUGAUGGUGGUGGGUCCUCCGCGGCAGGGGAAGAGCGCUCUGCUGGAGGGGCUGCAGACCGGCAAACCCUCAUCCUUCAUCAGCACCGACCGCAGCAUCCACACGUCCAGCUGGGAUCUGGAGCGACCCGGAGGAGUGAAAUCUGCUCUUGAUUCAGUGUCCUUUAACGUGUGGGACAUUGGCGGCCCAGCCAGCAUGUCGACGGUGAACCAGUGUUUCUUCACAGAUAAGGCUCUGUAUAUGGUGAUCUGGAAUCUGGCUUUGGGAGAGGAAGCAGUGGCCAACCUGCAGUCCUGGCUGCUCAACAUCGAGGCUCGCGCUCCUAACUCUGCUGUCAUCGUCAUCGGGACACAUCUGGACCUCAUAGACACUAAGUUUCGCAUGGAGCGUGUCGCCACACUGAGGGCCUACAUCCUGGCACUUUGCAGAACGCCCUCGGGCGCGCGGGCCAGUGGAUACCCCGACAUCACCUUGAAACACCUACAUGAGGUGUCAUGUAAGACGCUGGAAGGCAUGGACGGACUCAAGAGGCUGUUGUUUCAGGUCGCUUGCUCCAUGAAGGACGUCAGCAACCCUGCUAGCUGUCACAAACUAGUGGGAAGACUGAUCCCCAAAAGUUACCUGACCCUGCAGGAUGCCAUAAAAGCAGAACGUCUGAGGAGAGACGAAGCCGAUGAGGUUCAGUACCUGACGGACUCAGAACUGGAGCAGAUCAUUGAGCAGAGUCCCGCCAGCGAUAUCAAAGACUAUGAGGAUCUGCAGACCGCGAUCAGUUUCCUCAUCGAGACCGGCACUAUACUGCAUUUCUCCGACACCAGUCAUGGCCUGUGUAAGCUCUACUUCCUGGAUGCCGUGUGGCUGUCCGAGUGUUUGGAGCGCAUCAUCAACCUGAGGGGCUCGCGCUCGGUCGCCCGUAACGGGGUCAUCAAGGCCGAGGACCUGCGCAUGCUGCUGGUGGGCACCGGCUUCACCCAGCAAACAGAAGAACAGUACUUCCAGUUCCUGGCCAAGUUCGAGAUCGCUCUACCAGUCGCCAGCAGCAGUUAUCUGUUGCCCCACCUUUUGCCCCCCAAACCUGCCCUGGACAUCCACGGCUUUCGGCACCAGAGCAACAAUGCCAUCCAGCGGCAUUUCAAGAUGAGCUUCGUUCCUGCGGGAUUCUGGGAGCGUUUUAUAGCCAGGAUGCUAAUCAGUUUAAACCAGAUGGACGUGCAGGCAUUUGAGACCAAAAAGCCCACAAAGAACCAGAGGAGCCGCAGUACGGUGAUCUACAGCUUUGCGGGGAACCAGCAGCGCAAUCGGUGCAGCACCUUCCGCGUCCGGCGCAGUCAGACCAUCUACUGGAAAGAAGGGCUGCUAGUCACCUUUGACGGCGGAUAUCUGAGCGUCGAGUCGUCUGACCUGAACUGGAAGAAAAAGAAAAGCGGAGGUAUCAAGAUUAUCUGCCAGUCGGAGACGAGGGAUUUCUCAGCGAUGGCUUUCAUCACGGAUCACGUUAAUGCUCUCAUAGAGCAGUGGUUUCCUGCCCUGACGGGCAGUGAGAGCGACGGCUCUCGUCUCAUUGAGCAGUAUGCGCCCUGUCCGUACUGCAGCUCUGGACCCCGGCUGUCCGACCCACUGCCUCUGUCCAGCUCCAGCCACAGCACCGUCCACUACUUCAACAUGGAGGACUGCGUGCUGGCAGCCGUGGACAAGGAGCACAUCAGCUGCCCCAACCACCCCAAACAGCCCGUCCCUCUACAGGAGCUGGUGCCUGAGCUCUUCAUGACCGACUUCCCUUCACGCUACAAGCUGCAGGGUUUCUACUGGCUCUGGUUACUCGCAUGUACUAAAACAGAGCUGGUCUGGGGUUCUCAGUUUGUGCCGCUGGGUCACAUGCUCACCUUCAAAGUGGCCUAUCAGAUCGUCACAGGCCUGGCGUAUCUGCACAAGAAGAACAUCAUCUUCUGUGGCCUCAAGUCCGACAACAUCCUGGUGUGGUCUCUGGAGCUGGAGGACUCCGUCAACGUCAAGCUGUCCGACUACGGCAUCUCGCGCCAGUCCUUCCACGAGGGAGCGCUGGGGGUCGAGGGCACACCCGGCUACCAGGCUCCCGAGAUCCGGCCCGGCAUCGUCUAUGAUGAGAAGGUGGACAUGUUCUCGUACGGCAUGGUCCUGUAUGAGCUGCUGUCCGGCCGCAGACCGUGCAUGGGUCAGCACCAGCUGCAGAUCGCUAAGAAGCUGUCGAAAGGGCUCAGACCGGCGCUGGGCAGCCCAGAGGAGGUGCAGUUUCACUGCCUGCAGGCGCUGAUGCAGGAGUGCUGGGACACCAAACCAGAGAAGCGUCCCCUGGCCGCUCCUCUCAUGAGACAGAUGCAGGAUCCCAGUUUUCCUUGUCUGAGGUACCUGCUGCCCUGCCAGGAACACAGCCAGCUCUUCUUGUCUCCGCUGCAGGGACACAACGCCGUCUUCUGGGAUGGAGACAAAGACGACAGGAAUUACACGGUGGUAAACUUGGCCAAGGGGCAGGUGGAGGUGAAGCGGAUGCCGUGUCCGGGAACACGUCUGAGCUGCCAAAUGAAGAUGGAGAACAGUUUGUGGACAGCCACUGAGGAACAGGAAGUCUUUAUCUACAGCCUGAAAGAGAUGUGUCCCUUGAGUCACCCGCAGAAACUGCUCUCCUGUCCGGCUGUGGUAACCUGUCUCUUUUUACUGCCCACCAGGAAAGAGUCUCUCCCGCAGGUGUUUGCUGGCAUGUCUGAUGGUCUCGUGGUGGUUUACUCUCUGGUGGACGACAUGCCCCUGGAGGGGGAGACUUACAUCUGCUCGCACACGAUCAACAAGCAUCUGCUGAACAUGGAGGACUCGGACCCUCGGCAGCGUCCGUAUGCCGUGCGCAGCAUCGUGCCGGUGUGCACCGGGUCAGAGGUGUGGUACAGCAACGGCCCCGGCGUGCUGGUCAUCGACAGCCUGACGCUCCAGCCCAUCCGCCGCCUCGAGCCGUAUCUGCCGCCGUCCUGCGUACGCUGCAUGGUCUCGUCUGCCAGCUGCUGGAGCGACGAGGCCGUCUGGUGUCUGGACGAUCACACCAACACGCUCCUCAUGUAUCACGCCGCCAGCUACCAGAUCUGCGCUACGUACAACUGCAGCGACGCCAACCCGCUGCGGGAUGUUUUCCCCGUGCAAAGGCCGGCUGGGGUCGUGACCCCUGUGACCCCUGAUCCUGACAUCGACGAAGCGUCUCUUCCGGCCGCCCUGGAGCCGCUGAAGGUAACGGUCACGCACCACGAGGACGCAGGAACGCAGAUCCUAUGUUUUAACUUAGAGCUGUGUGGAGGAGACAUCAUGGUGAUCGAGGUGCAGGAGCAGGCGGGUGCGCUCAGGGGUCGUGUGAUCGCCGUGUUGACGCCGCCUGGAGUGUCCGAGUGCGGGACUCUGGCGGAGGCGGCGCUUGUCGCAAAGGACACCGUUGUGUGCGGCUUCCGUAAAGAAAACAUGGCCUGGUGCCUGGCUGUCUGGAGGAGCUGGGGAGGCCGCGAGCUCGAGCUCUUCUACCAGGGAUACGAGGAGCUCGGCCGCUUGGAGAGCAGUCUGAGGAAAAGGAGGUAGCUGUGUAAACGCGUGUGUGUGUGUGUGUGUGUGUGACGGAGAACACAGAUGCAGGUGUUGAGCGUGGUUACGGGACCAACUGGAGGGAAUAAACACACACAUACACAUACUGUAUAUGGACUUGAGGAAAUAUAAUCCUGCAGGACUUGGCCACAUACACAUUUCAUAUAUAUAUAUAUAUAUAUAUAUAUAUAUAUAAACACAAGCAGAUUGAAUGCCACACAUGCCGGAUGCAUAAACAUAUAUAUUCAGCCUCAAGCGUUUGGAAGUGCGCUGAUAUAUGAGUACAUUUACAUUUGUGUUCCCAGAAUGCAUCAGAAUUCACGAAACUAAGGGGUUUUGCAUUCAUGAACCUGUGUGUGUGUGUAUAUGUGUGUUUAAAUGGCAAGAAAGAGAUUUAUGAGGUGUGAUGCUGGUUAUUUGACUUGAUCAACGUUGUCUCAAGUUAAUCAGCAAACUAGACGUGCCUUUGAUGAAGGAUGUGCUGUUUUAGACCCACGAUAAAACGAGAAUCAAUGAAACCGCUUGGGAAGCUCCGCCCACACAGUGAGGUCAUAAUGGAGUGGAACAGUUCUGGAAGUAUUUUUCCCAUUCAGUUUUUCCCAUAGGGAUUUUAAAACAUCU